Ruditapes philippinarum (Manila clam) is the source of this 2342-nucleotide messenger RNA. RefSeq lists its product as uncharacterized. Bases 68 to 754 code for a protein of 228 amino acids. The transcript has 5 exons. NCBI's taxonomy places the organism in Eukaryota, Metazoa, Mollusca, Bivalvia, Venerida, Veneridae. Gene Ontology annotation, molecular function: peroxiredoxin activity. The record is from RefSeq and is a predicted model, not a curated record.
UUUAUAACAACUCUUCCCUCAUAUUGAAGGGAGACAAUUAUUGCAUCUGUCAAACUCUACUUUCAAGAUGUUUUUAUCGGCAAAGUCGGUCAUAACUACGGUUAGAAAGUUACCAAUCUUAUGCAAUCAGACAAGAACACUUCUCACAUCAUCAUGUUGUUUGUCAGAGAAGAAAGACUUCAGCAGGUUUCCUGUACCGGCUUUGGACUCAUUGCCAGAAGAUGUGCAAGAAAGGUUUAAUAUUGUUACAGAAAAGUCUGGUUUUACACCAAAUGUAUUUAGAGGAAUGUCCUACAGACCUGAGGAGUCUCGUGCAUUCUUUAAUUACUAUGAUGUUGUAAUGAAUGAUAGACCAGGAGGAAAUCUGACAAAAGCAGACAAAGAAAUGAUUGUAGUAGCAACAUCAGCUGAGAACAAGUGCCUAUACUGUAUAGUAGCUCAUAGUGCACUUCACAGAAUUUUUGCCAAAAACCCUUACCUUGCAGAUCAGAUUGCUGCCAACUGGAAAACAGCCGAUCUCGAUGACAGGCAGAGGGCCAUUUUAGAAGUAGCCAUAGAUUUGUGCCAUUGUAGACCUUUGACGGAAGAAAAAUGUGAAAACCUGAAGAAAAACGGACUAACGGACGAUGAUCUAUGGGACAUUGGAGCAGUGGUUGCCCUGUUUGCUUUGUCAAACAGGAUGGCUUUCACUAUGAAUCUAAAACCUAAUGAAGAGUUUUAUUUGAUGGGGCGGGUGAAGAAAGAGAAGAAAUAAUAUAGAGUGUUUCAUUAAGAAUAUAUAUAAUGUUAUAAGAACAGUUCAGUAUUAAGGUGGAAUGCUUUUUAUAAACUUGUGAAAAUUCACCAUUUCUUACAACUAUUGUGUUUGUUAGGUUUUUUUUAAAGCCAGUUUGGACACAUUUUUUGUACAUCCACCUAACAGGCUUUCCUCAUGGAUAGUAACUACUGGAUAACUAACCAGUUUUCACAAUUUUUCCACAAGUGACUAACUACUAAUCCCACUACUAAAUUCAUGAUCUUGUGAUGGAUGGCAAAAUUUCACAAGUGUAUGAUAAAUGGCCAAGUUUCACAAGUUUAUGGUUGAUGGUUUAUGAUAGAUGGCAAAAUUUCACAAAUUUAUGAUAGAUGGCAAAAUUUCACAAAUUUAUGAUAGAUGGCAAAAUUUCACAAAUUUAUGAUAGAUGGCAAAAUUUCACAAAUUUAUGAUAAAUGGCAAAAUUUCACAAAUUUAUGAUGGAUGCGAAAUUUCACAAACUUAUGAUAAAGGGCAAAAUUUCACAAGUUUAAGGUUGAUGGCAAACUUUCACAAGUUUAUGAUGGGAUAUUUUGUGUUAACUGUUCUAUUUUUAUGCAUCUGUGAUAAGUUUUUGUUUUGUACAUUGUUAAAUUUCUUGUGAGUAGACCAUUAAAAAAAAGUCAUUUUUGUAUUCACAAACUUAAAAGCAAUGCUUUGAUUAUGGUCUAAAUGAAAAGGCAUUGUUUGCUGUUUAAAUGUACAAAAUGUAUAUGUCACUUGAUUUAGAUUUUUCUGUUUGUCUACUUUAUGUCCUUUUAUAAAUGCGAUACAAUCAAUUUUUCAAUUGAGCAUGAUUUAUUUAUUAUUCACAGUAUCACAACUUUAAUGGCCCAUUAAGCUAAAAAUGAUUGUAAUAGUUUCAUUUUUCAGAAGUUUAAAUUUUGAUGUCGUGUGACAGUGUCCAAACAUUACAUAUAGUGCAUGCAGAUGAAGUGACUUUUGCUUCCUUUGUGUUUAGGCAGUACGGUUAUAGUGAAUCAGUAUUGUGUUUGAAAGUUAAAAUAUAUGGCCUUAAUUUGCAUUUUGCUACAUUAAUCAGAAAUUGAUGCUAUUCAGUAUUCAGGUGUACAUCUUAAAUUUCUUUAUCUGUCAUUGCAACAUUAUAAAACACAUUUUCGCACUUUUUGCAGUCAAGGAAAAAAGGAUAUUUCUUUUUAUUUCUGUGGCUUUAAUGUGCUUUAAUAUUUUGUAUUUUUUUGUUGUAUGUAUUUUAAAAUUAUUGUUGCUAACGUUUAUUUGUUUGUUUCAUUUUACGCCUUUUCUCCAACAGUAUUUCAGUCAUAUAGGCGGGUAGUUUGCUAACCAUCGUUCCUGGAGAGUUAUUAGACUUUCCUUCCUCCAUGCUAAACUACCAAAGCAUCUCCCGGGGAUUGAACCCACACCAGAGAGGUAAUUGGAUUAGAAGUCAUCGACUCUAACCCCUCGACCACAGAGGGGGUAAACAUAAGUGUCUAUUUUAUGUGUUGUUUUCAUAAUAUAUGUCAUGUUGUCAUGAAGAUGUUAUUUGGACAGAUUUAUAUUUAGACAUUAAAACAUUAUAAGUGUG